AAGAAGGAGCACGUAGGAAUGAAACAUGGAGCUAUGUAUGUAGUGUUUUGGUUUCAGAAUACGCAGAGACAAGUCUGAAAUGCUGUGGAAUUUGCAUUUAUGUAUACGUAUCUUUUAGCGGAAGGAAGAAUAUGUAAUUCCCACUGUGAGGUGAGGAGUACAUAUAUCGUUAUUCGGUUCGUCAUUGCCAGCUAAGACACACUGAGCAAACCAAACAAGGAACCGAAGUUAUUCCCUAAACAUGGCAUAUCGCCGUGGCCCAAAAUCAAUUAGAGAGGCGUACGAAGAUCACUUUUCACCACAGGAAACAAGAGAGGUGACAGUUCAUCGAGUUGUCAACAUAGUUGAACGGAGGAGCCCUAAGCCACGGCCGGUGGAAUUUGACCGAGGAUAUAACGAUGACGAAUGGUACGGUGUUUCUCGGGAUUACCCGGACAUGAGGGGAUGUCACGGUGAAGGCAGUUACGUGCCCAGCGAUCGACGAUACUUCGACGACGACCCCAGCUUUGGCAGUUUUCGCCGAAAUUUCUUGCCUCCACAAAAUGACAGCCCGUACUCCCAACAGUCCUAUAGCAGAGAUGAUCUGAGGCACUAUUUAGGUUCAAGGAAGAGUAGUAAAUCUUUCCAUUUCCGCAGCAGAGGUCGAGGGUCAGGUCCUUCCCAAAGAUCAGUGCAGGAGAGAAAAACCAAAGAGGACCGUGACUACAGGUCUUCUCAGCCUUCAGCAAAUGUACGGGACCGCUCUCCCGUGAGGAGGGAAGCCCAGUCACCGGUGUCUGUCCGUUCAGCAUCAAGCACCAACAAAGGAAACACUUCUCCUGACAGAGACAAGGGCUACAACCACCAGCAACCUCAACAAAAGGCAAAGCAUAAGCCAAAUGUGACGAGCCACACCCCCAGCAGCUCUGUGGAGGGGUCUCCACACAGCUCAGGAUCUUCAAAGGAAAAAACUUCAGCAUCUGUAGCGGAGUCGGAAGAGGCGGCUGCUGCCAGCAUGGAGCCAAAGCUGACACCAGUGGAGGACAUCAAGGCUCGCCGGUUGGAGGCCAUUAAGGCUAAGGCUCUGGAAAUUGAGAAGCAUUACAGGCAGGACUGUGAGACAUUUCGCACCGUGGUGAAGAUGCUGGUGGACAAGGAGCCCAGUUUGGACAAUCUACUGCAAGCGCCAUUGGAUGAUAACCUGUCGGAGAUCAAGCAGCGCUGCCUAGACGCACUUAGGAUCUUUGUCAAUGAGCUGGACGAGGUAUUAGAAAAGCCGAAGACCUCAACAUAGGACACAUGCCACAGAACACUGACAUGAUAAUUUCUAGUAUUUACCUUACUUUCUGACUAAGUCUAAAAUAAUGGUGGUGGACUGAAGAAUUUCACUAUUCCUCAUCAAUCAAACGUUUUCUUCACUCUUACAUGUCAAAUACACUCAAAUGUAACAACCAUUUCCAAAUAAAGGGUGGGAUGCUUUAUAAAAUGUAAAUAAAAAUAUAAUGCGGUGACUUACAAAUGGUUCAGUGUCAAUAAAUUGGACAUAGCUCAAAGAAAACAUCAUGGGACAGGGUCAGCAAAGGACUGGAAAAGUUGUUUAAUGGUAACAAAACACCUGUUUUUACACUGAAUGUCUCACAGGUCGGUAACAUGAAUGAGUCUAAAAGCAGUGACCAAGAGAAGCGAAGUCUUUCAAAAGUGGAAGUGGAAACCAGUUUUAAGUUUCAAGACAUCGCUCUGUGUCCCUUAAAUGGCACAGGACACAUGUAGUGGAAAUCACUGCAUGAAUUCAGGGACACUUCUGAAAGCUAUUCAGUCAGUGCACACAGUAUCAUUAGAUUAGAUUAGAUUAGAUUAGAUUAGAUUAGAUUAGAUUAGAUUAGAAGCUACAAGAAAAACUGUCCGGAUUUUGUUUUGACCAAUCAAAAUCUGAAUUUCCUUUUCAUAAAUUACGGCCUUUGUGUCGUCUGUGCUAGUGCUAAGAAGGAAGGUAUGUGGGUACAUUAGUGUAGAUGGCAAGGUAACCUUUUCAGCGAAGGCCUGGGGUGAAGUGGUGAGAUAAUCGCCGACUACACCCAACAGAAUGGCUCUGUAGUAAAACAGCCCAGGUCCUAAACUGGCCUGCCUACAGUCCAUUUCACAGUGAGAAAUAUUUACAGUAUUUGCUCUCCAUUUUUAAACAUUCAGAGUGUUGUUAAAACGAUGUGAUGCAACACAUGCCUCACAUUAACAAUGGGAUGGUGUCCCAACUUUUUUUGGAAAUGGUGUUGUAGUGGAUUAACUGGGGAAGAGAAAUCAAGACUGGUUUGAAUAAAUAAUCCAAUGUAUAACUAUACUCUUAAUAUAGUCUUAGUAUUACAAGUAAAAUCCAUAGCACCUUGUCGAGUGAAGCACAUAUCCUUUUCUAUAAACGCCUGAGCAAUUCAAGUUUGAACCCUCAGCUGUGUAUUUGUCAUGAGACACAUCACAGCCAAAUGAUGUUAUUACAGUUUGCUGACACUGAUUUGAGUGAAAUACCUGAUCACUGAACUAUGUAGGGGGUUGGUCGUUGAACCCUACAGUUAAGAACACUAACCUCUUCAACUGUUUUCUCAAUCUCUGUUAAUGUGUGGUGAUUUUGUGUCCACUGUCUACAUAUCUUGCUGCUUUGUAAAUUCAACUGAUACAAAUUUUAACAGUUCUCAAACCAGUAUUAAAGGGUCCAAGUGAAUGUGGUGUUUUAGUGCUACUAUAUACAAAAGAGAUAUUUUAUUAAACAUGCAUCUUUGACUUACAGUGUUGAAAUAAACCUGGAACUUCUUGUGAAUAUUAUUUAGUUGAAAUACUAAAAUUUUGUAAAUAAAAGAUGAAACCUUGCCAAAAAAA
Messenger RNA from Mugil cephalus (flathead mullet), 2844 nucleotides. Its product is annotated as periphilin-1-like. Gene Ontology annotation, biological process: protein localization to heterochromatin; negative regulation of gene expression, epigenetic; negative regulation of DNA-templated transcription. The coding region runs from base 242 to 1273 and encodes 343 amino acids. Lineage: Eukaryota; Metazoa; Chordata; Actinopteri; Mugiliformes; Mugilidae. The record is from RefSeq and is a predicted model, not a curated record. Gene Ontology annotation, cellular component: nucleoplasm. The transcript has 10 exons.